CUGGUCGCCUCAGUCUGCUUUACAACGUCACAAUGAGCGGAUCUGCGGCCGUUGUCAAUUUGAAGACAUUCAAGGAGCUCUUAAUUACGCGCCGUGGCGCUCUCUUAAUUAUCCAAUUCAAUCGCCCUCAGCUGCAGAAUGCACUGCGUCGUCGCACCAUCUACGAACUGUUGCGUGCCCUGGACUUGGCCAAUACCGAUUCGCAGAUCAGUGUCGUUGUGCUCACAGGCGAUGAUGUCGCCUUCACAGCGGGCAAUGACUUGAGCGAUCUCUUAGCGAUGCAGCGCAAGAGCGGCGACGAAGCGUUGGAUGUGCAUUUCAAAGCGAGCAACUUUGUGAUGACCUCGCUGGUGAAGAAGAUGCUGCUCAACCGCAAGGUGCUCAUCUCUCUCGUCCGGGGCAAUUGCAUUGGCCUCGGCGUCAUCAUUGCAAUGCUCUGCGAUAUCGUCUAUGCCACGGAUUCGGCUCGCUUCUGGACACCAUUCUCGCAGCUGGGUCUGUGUGCGGAGGGCGGUGCCAGCUGGAUGUUGCCACAAAUUUUGGGACGCAGCAAAGCCUCUGAAAUGCUGCUCUUUGGCGAGCACCUCGACGCGCAGGCUGCACUACAGCAUGGCAUGAUUGCCGGCCUGGUGUCGAAUGUUGAAGAGUUCUGGCAGCGUAUGGAACAACAUGCCAAGCUGCCGUCCGUCUCGUUGAUGGCCACGAAGCGGCUGCUUUUGCAGCCCUGGCGACAGCAGCUGCUGGAUACUCUGAACGUGGAGGGCGCCGAGCUAGAGAAGCUGCGAGCUGGGCCCACUUAUCGCUCACAGAUCUUGGCCUUUGCCAGGCGCAAGAAGAUAAGCAGCAAACUGUAAGAUGUCAUUAGGUUCUAAGCUUAACCAUCUGUUGAUUCUUUGAUUUUAUGUUUACUAUGGUUAUAAAGCAAAUACUUUACUUAAACCCAAAUUAUGUUGUUUUGAACUGGAUUUGAGCUUCACAAACAUUUCUUUUUGUGAUAAGACUUGACUUCAGGGGGUCGUGUUAUCUCUUAAUCUCAAGUAGUUUAUUAUUAUGACAAUGAUCCAAUCUUGUGCAAAAACUGAUAAAUUUGCAAAUAACAAAGAAAUAAAAUUUAAAUUACAACUUACGUU
Drosophila albomicans is the source of this 1130-nucleotide messenger RNA. Its product is annotated as enoyl-CoA delta isomerase 3, peroxisomal. NCBI's taxonomy places the organism in Eukaryota, Metazoa, Arthropoda, Insecta, Diptera, Drosophilidae. Bases 33 to 854 code for a protein of 273 amino acids. The transcript has 2 exons. The record is from RefSeq and is a predicted model, not a curated record.